Myxocyprinus asiaticus (Chinese sucker) is the source of this 1939-nucleotide messenger RNA. Its product is annotated as ras-related protein Rab-34-like. The record is from RefSeq and is a predicted model, not a curated record. Gene Ontology annotation, biological process: phagosome-lysosome fusion; endocytosis. The coding region runs from base 418 to 1140 and encodes 240 amino acids. Lineage: Eukaryota; Metazoa; Chordata; Actinopteri; Cypriniformes; Catostomidae. Gene Ontology annotation, molecular function: GTPase activity; GTP binding. The transcript is spliced from 11 exons.
GAUUUGACAAAUAACAUCGAAGUCUAACAAUAAGAGCUUUCAUAAGCGACUCGUGUUAACAAUCGCAUUACUCUGUAGGACUGAAGAGGCCUAAUCAAUAACUGGACUGAUAACGCAAUGGGGGCUGUAGAGGGCGUUUGCUAUCCGUCUUUCCUCAAAGAGAUCGGGGUUUUGGAUUGCUGGAGAAGACCAAAUCCAUCUGUACGCACUUCCGUGGUUCGGAGGAAUAUCCUGCUGUUUUUUCAGAAACUCUGGAACUGUGUGCGAUGGAUCAGUGCUAAAACCACCUUUUGUUUUCCCCUUCACCGUUUGUUUUCUCUUCCAUGAACUGAUAAAGCUUUUUAAAACGCCACUGUCUCUGGAAACGAGCGGUUUUUACAAACAUAGAAACAUCUUUCCGUGCCGAGAAACCUCAUCAUGAGUGUGCUGCCCCCUGUACGAAAAGACCGCAUAAUCGGCCAGCUUCCUAAGUGCUUCAACAAAGGUGCCGCUCUGCAGACAGAGGAUGAGUUCCACAGCAAGGUGAAGACGGCCUGUCAGCAGCAGAGGACUGGAACAGUGGGUAGGUUUAAAAUCUCUAAAGUCAUCGUAGUGGGCGAUCUGGCUGUGGGAAAAACCUGCUUGAUUAACAGAUUUUGUAAAGAUGUGUUUGACAAGAAUUACAAGGCCACCAUUGGCGUUGACUUUGAGAUGGAGAGGUUUGAAGUUCUUGGAGUCCCCUUCAGUCUACAAUUGUGGGACACAGCAGGACAGGAGAGAUUUAAAUGCAUUGCCUCCACAUACUACAGAGGAGCUCAGGCUGUAAUUAUUGUGUUUAAUUUAACUGACGUGGCAUCACUGGAGCAUACAAGGCAAUGGCUGGAGGAUGCAAUGAAAGAGAAUGAUCCUACUAGUGUGUUACUCUUCUUGGUUGGCACAAAGAAAGAUCUGAGUUCUCCUGCCCAGUAUGAACUGAUUGAGCAGGAUGCCAUUAAACUAGCAGAUCAGAUGAAAGCGGAGUACUGGGCUGUGUCUGCCUUAUCUGGGGAGAAUGUGAGAGAGUUUUUCUUCCGAGUGGCAUCUUUAACUUUUGAGGCGAAUGUGCUGGCAGAACUUGAGAAAAGUGGAUCCAGACGUAUUGGGGAAGUUGUUCGUAAGUAAAAUCAACAGCAACUCAGACAACCUGAAUGUAACUUCCAAGAAGAAACAGCCCAACUGUUGCCAGUAAAGAGCGACCUUGUGAAAAUGCUCAAAUUUGCACAGACGUAUAGUGGGAGCAAAGCAAAACAUGCAUGCAAAUACACAUGUACUUAAUAGGGAGAAUCAAAAGGACAAGAAAAGUGGUAUGGACAUUAUUUCAACUAAAGGAAUGUACAGUGAGCAGUGCGGUUUGUUUUUAAUAGGGUGGAACCGAAUUUCUGCUGGACAAAAGAAAACAUUCUUUUGUUGGAUAUCAUGAGGUUUUAAUUUUUGUGGCAAAGAGAUAUUCUCUUUCCCAAGAGGACUAUGCACAAUUUAUGCAAUAGCUCCAAGUAUAUUUUCUAUAUGAGUGAUUGUAGUACUGUACUAAUACAUUUUGUGUUUUAAAUAUCUUUGCUUAGUUUACAGUCGGCCAUUAUUUUAAAAGGUACACAAGAGGAUCAUGCAUGAGUUGCACAAAAAGCAAUAAACAGUUAUAGUAUUUUUCUAUGUCCGAUAUCCUAUUUGUUAAAAGGAUAAUCAAGCUCAAAGUUAGAGAAGAUUUACUUCAUCAUAUAGCUUCAAAAUGAUAUUUUCUCUAAAAACAUAAGUAUUAUGACUUUGCACAGUUGUAUGCAUUUUUUUGUGCUGGACAUUUUUUGAUUUUUAUUAUUAAAAAUAAAAUAGAUGUAUGCCUUUGUCUUAAAUGAGCCAUUUAUUUGAAUACAAACCAAGCCUCUCACAAUAUAAAGAUAGUAUUAUCAGUAUAAUCAAAUUAGUA